AUGUCAAAUUUAGAAAAGAUAACUAUCAGAAGUGCUGUGUUAGCCGAUCUUCCCAUUAUGUUCAAACUAAUGGAUGAUGCUUUAGAAAGUCCAUCAGAUAGCAAUGAAAUGGAGCAACGAUUGGAACGUUGGUCGACAAGAUUCAAUAAGAACUCAUCGUUUAUAUUUUACGUUGCUAUGACUGACGAUAAGAAUAUGAUUGGUUGGUGUUCUGGUCGGCAGACACUUGAAUGCAAUAGGACAGUUGGUGAUCAAACAUAUGAUUGUGAAGUAGGACAUAUGUUCAUUCUUAAACCGUAUCAACACCGUGGUAUUGGUCGUGAGCUAUGGAAAAUUGUAUGGAAUGAUGUUCUUACCAGAUUUUAUCCAAAAAAUUUUAUUGUUUGGUCAGUUGAUAAGGAACAAGCACAUCAAUUUUAUGUGUCACUCGGAGGUACACCGAUCGGAAAAAAGAACGUUGAAGAUACUAUUUUAACGGCAUACGUAUGGAAUGACCUUAAACUAUAUGAUUCAACAAAUUUUCUAAUGUUCAAAUGA
Messenger RNA from Didymodactylos carnosus, 537 nucleotides. The record is from the annotation of a GenBank genome assembly. Lineage: Eukaryota; Metazoa; Rotifera; Eurotatoria; Philodinida; Philodinidae.